GACAACGAUUGCGAGAUGCCCACAUCACCGCGCACAAGGGCACGUAAACUGGAGCUAACGAGACCUAUACAUCGCGCAGAACUACACAGCAGUUGUGCACGUUGAUAUUGCGCAGCACUGACCGAGUUUCAUCGCUGAGGCACCGCAUACAGAGACAUUUGCUCUGCACACUGGACUGCAGUGCAGCAAAUUGCACAUAGCAAGGCGUCUCCGUCUCGUAAGCCGCUUACAACCAUGCGCACAGCAGCUCUAUUCAUCGCCGCGACGACCUGGGCGCUGCAACCGCUCCAACCAAGACGACGACGACGCGCCGUGAUCCGCAUGAUCUCCGAGCGCCAAAUACCGGCGUAUGUGCAGACCAUGAAAUUGUACGAGUCCGAGCACGGCGUCGAGACGCUCCCGGCCUGCGGGUCCGCCACCGUCAAGUUCGUCGAGCACGACGGCAGUCAUUUAAUCUCGCACUCGCAAGAACCCUUGUUCUCCAAGGCAGAGACGCAAGCCAUCAUUGAUGAAGCGGAAGAACGAGCAGCAAGGAUGGGCGGCUGGACGACCAAAAGGCAUGCGAACUACGCGACGACCGAUGUGCCCGUGCAAGAGCUACCGCGGACGCACGAGUGGUUUCGAGAAAAGGCGCUACCUGAAGUGCUCUACCCGUUCCUCGCGACGUCGUACAAAGACUUAUUACCGUCGACCGAACCUUUAAGGGUCGUCGACGCCUUCGUCGUAAAAUACAACGCGACGGCUGGGCAGUCGUUCCUGAAGCCUCAUAGAGAUGGUUCUGUCGUUUCCUUCAACAUCGCUCUCAAUGACAUGUCCGAGUACGAAGGCGGCGGCACCUGGAUCGCUAGAUUAGCGCGCGACGAUCCGCCCGGGUCGAUCCGAUCGGACCGCGGCCACGUCUUAGCUCAUGCCUCUGGUAUGCUGCACGGCGGGCACGAGGUCGAGUCCGGCGUUCGCUACAUCCUGGUGUGCUUCGUGAUCCUGAAGAACUUCGCGAACUUCGCGACACGGUUCUACCAGGCCGUGCGGGAUCAGGAUCCCGAGGAGUUCGAGCCGCUGCCUCCGGGCAUCGAGGGCGUGGACUCGGCAUGACGGCGCGCG
Messenger RNA from Pelagomonas calceolata, 1101 nucleotides. Lineage: Eukaryota; Pelagophyceae; Pelagomonadales; Pelagomonadaceae. The record is from the annotation of a GenBank genome assembly.